Molecule: messenger RNA, 2782 nt
Organism: Zootermopsis nevadensis
Lineage: Eukaryota; Metazoa; Arthropoda; Insecta; Blattodea; Termopsidae
Gene: Ufl1
Product: UFM1 specific ligase 1
Biological process (GO): regulation of proteasomal ubiquitin-dependent protein catabolic process; response to endoplasmic reticulum stress; protein K69-linked ufmylation
Cellular component (GO): endoplasmic reticulum membrane
Molecular function (GO): UFM1 ligase activity
Source: RefSeq, a predicted model, not a curated record
UUUGUUUCUCGCCAUUCUCGUUACCUACAAUGAUAUGAAACGUGAUGGGAUUUAGUGGGGAGCUACGUGCAGGCAAAUUUCGAGCUUGAUCGUAAGUGAUAUUUGCCAACAUGACAGCCGUGGAAUGGGAUGAAGUUAAGCGUUUAGCUGCAGAUUUUCAAAGAGCUCAAUUAACUUCCACUGUUCAAAGGCUGUCAGAAAGAAACUGCAUUGAAAUUGUCACGAAACUUCUGGACUUGAAACUCCUUGAAGUGGUGUUUACAACAGAUGGAAAGGAAUAUGUUACACCGCAGCAGCUUACUCGAGAAAUUCGAGAUGAACUUUACGUACAUGGAGGUCGUAUCAAUCUUGUGGACCUGGUGAAGUUGCUCAGUGUUGACCUGAAUCAGAUUUCAGCAAGGGCCGCUGAAAUUGAACGAACAGAUCAGAAUUGUUCCUUGGUUCUUGGCCAGUUAAUUGAUAAGACAUAUGUCAGUCGCAUUGCAGAAGAAGUUAAUGAAAGGUUGCUUCAGCAAGGUCAGGUCACAAUUAGUGACCUCACAAGACAAUAUGAUUUGCCUAGCGACUUCUUACAGACGGUGGUUGAGAAACAGCUUGGAAAGACAAUCCAUGGAAAACAAGAUAAGACCGAUCCUCAGGUGUUCUUCACUGAAUCAUAUGUGGCUCGCAAUCAAGCGUGUGUUAGAGGGGCCUUAGCUGCUGCUCUGCGUCCCAUAUCAGUAGCAACAUUACUUAGUCAAUGUGGAGUCGAAGAAAGGCUGUUUUAUUCUAUAAUUGGUAAUCUGAUGGAGACAAAGCAAGUCGCAGGUGUCAUUACAGGGAAGCAGCAAAGCGGAAGCAGUAUGUAUAUUCCUUCCAUAUACUCCAGAUCACAGAAUGAAUGGGUGAACAGUUUCUACAAACAGAAUGGUUACCUAGAAUAUGAUGCUUUAGUAAGAUUGGGUAUCCAGGACCAUCAGCUGUUUGUCCGCAGACACUUCCCAAAUGAGAAGCUUUUGCUGCUACCAACAUGUGCUUUAGGCCCACAGGUACUUGAUCAAGUAGAAGCGGCUGUUGAAGAAGCUGUUGCCACAGGAUCCAUGGUAAAUAUCAUGCCCUUGUUACCAUCAUUUUUUGAACCAGAAGAUGCUAAAGAAAUUCUAACAGAAGUUCUGAAGAACUCCAAAAACAAAUAUACAAGUCAGAAUGUGCACGUAUUUUGUAGUACUGUGGUACUCACAGAGCAGUUUAUUCAGAAACUUACCAAGCCAUUUGAUGCCAUUAUUCAGAAGAAAGCUGAGGAGGUUGUCUCGUCUGGAGCAUAUCUUCUGGCUCAGGCAGAGAGUAAGGUGCAAAACAACAGAGGUCUUGCAGAGCAAGAUGAAUCAAGUACCAAGAGUGAUCGUAGGGAGGAAAGACGUAAAAAGGCCACUGGAGGGAAAGGUGGUGGAGGAACACAGGGUCGGGAAACUAAGACAAAAUCUACAAAAAAGAAAUAUUUGCGUGGGAAAGCAGCAGCUGGAGAUGAUUCAGAUGAGGAGACAGCUUCAAGUGGGAAGACAUCAAAGAGUUCCGUUAAUAAGUUGGAACUCUUGAGCUUUGCAGAGAUCAAAGGUGUGCUAACUGCUGAUGAAUUAUUGCAAGAAGAAGGUGAUGACCUUGCCGAACUCAUAGUAGAAAUUGCAAAUCAUAUCCACCCUUUGCUGAACAUGUCUGGCCUAGUUGCAGCUGAGGUUAUAUUUGAAAGCACCAUGGCCACCACAGCCCAAAAUAGACGCAAAACACACAGUGAACUUCAAGAUAAGUUAAAUGCAAUGUUUACAAAUGUUAGACUCUUUGAGAAAGGAAUUAAACAGUUUAGUGACAAGAAUGUUGAACAACCAUUAGCCAAGUAUCUCAUCAAGACUUUGUGUACAGAAAUGACCAAUGAGAUUUUCUCAUAUGUUGCUCAAGAGAACAUGAUCCAGUAUGAUGAGGCAAAGGAACUGUCACCUGAGGUUAGAAUGAAAAUUCUGAAUGAUCUUCCAAAUGAAAGCAAGGAACCACUCCUCAAAUUACACAAGUCUCUGAACACCAAUUCAGUAGAAGAAGUCCUAAAUUGUGUUGAAGGUGCAUUGGGACCAGGAAUUUGUGACAUGAUUCUCCGUAAGCCUGACAAAAAGAAAGAAAGAUCACAGCUGCUAACACAUCGCCAGGCUUUGUUGGAACAGCUUACUUCUUCAGAGGAUCCAGCUCUAGUUUUGCACCUGGCAUCAUUAGUACUGUUUCAGGCGGUUACACAGACAAUGUUGCAUGCAUCUGGACGAUUUGUUUCUAACAUUUUAACAUACUUACAGUCGCACCUCACUGCUGAAAUUUUCAAAACCAUGCAGCAAUAUCACGACUUAGUGUUGAAGCUGCUGACAUCUGGCGCAGACGAUGAUCAUCGUUCACAUAUUGUGAAUGCACUGCAAGAAGGUAUGCUUGCCAUCAAAGAAAUUGCAACAUCAUUUAAAAAACACUCAUCAACAGAAAAAUCACAACAGCAAUCAGAAUGAAAAAUGUGUAUGAAAUUUUGAAUCUGUACACGUAACAUUCUAUUGCAUAUGAGAUAUUUUUUAAUAAUUUCAUUCUUUGACAAAACGCAAAACUUCGGGGGUGCAUGAGUUUACGUAUAAGCAUGAUUAUGAUCAGUAGUAUGCAGUCUUAUUCUUUUUUCACUUUUCAGACCUCGUUCGAGCCUGAAAUAUUAUGUUCAGCUGCUCGUUUGCUGUUCACAUGGAAUGUAUUUUCCUGUUAAGGUGGCGACUGACUUGUAACAUUU